CAACUUCUGAUUUUGUACAAAAGGAUGGAGUGGUUCGUAGUUUGGAUCACCAAAUUUGGGGUACAGUGCUUGUCACGUCCUUCCUCAAGGUAUUAUUGUGGAAUGAGCGUCGUGAGUGGAGGAAUAUUUACAACAGGGCUGAAAGCUGGUUGAGUGAAAAUGUAACUGAUGUUGAAAAUGAAUCUGGUUUUUUCGAGCUUACUACUCAAUUGGCCGAAGCUUUGGGUUUUAGUUCGGCUGAAGGUGCUAAGAAACAUAUUGAAACACAUUUUUCUUCCUACUCACCAAUAACUUCUCAAUUUGAUGUUAACGUUUGGAGUACUGCUAUUUUGAUUUGGUUUAUUAGAUAUGUAUUAGUUGAUUUCAGAAGUGAGUGGGCAGACGUAUACCAAAAAACAAAUAAUUGGCUUUGUCAACAAGUGAAAGAUGAUAAAGUACGAGAAGAACUUCUUGAGGCUUCUAGAAACUUUGUUGUUAAAAGGUUCGAAGUUGAACAGGAUGCUAUAGAAGAAGAUGAGACUUUCAAGGAAUCUAUAGAAGCUAAUGAAAAGUACCGGGAUUCUGAGGUUGUCAGAAUAAUUAGAAUAUGUGUUAAAAGUGCUAAAAAUCUCAAAAAAAAAGAUAGUCGAUUUACUUUUUCUAAUUCUGAUCCGUACGUCCGCAUUAUGGAUGCUUCUAGAAUUGAAGUAGAUCGCACUUGUGUUCACCAUGAAACUGUUAAUCCAAAAUGGGAAGAAGUUCAUUUCGCUUCUGUUCAUAGUUUAGGCGAAAAAAUUUCGUUUGAAAUCUUUGACGAAAAUCUUUUUGUAUCAGAUGAACAUCUUGGUACCUAUGUCUUGGAUACUAAUACUUUAAUGAAUUAUGAAGAUCAUUCUAAACCUAUUAGUGAUUGGUACCCACUUCAAAUUAGUAAAAAGCCAGUUGAAGGACAUUUGAACUUGGAAAUUCAAUUUAUCCCCACCGUAUUUACCGAGAAAAUUAACAAUAUCGAAGCCGAGGAUCGUUUAUAUGAUUUAUGUAAAAACUUCAUUAUUGAGCGUUUUAAAGUUAAAAAUCUUGAAAAAGAACAAUUGGAAAUAAUCACACCUGUCAAACAAGCCAUCAUUACACGAAAGAAUAUCAAUAUCCGUUAUAUUUGUACACUUAUUGGUCAUCAAGAUGAUGAUGGCUGUGUUACUUUAAAUGAAAAG
Molecule: messenger RNA, 1190 nt
Organism: Racocetra fulgida
Lineage: Eukaryota; Fungi; Glomeromycota; Glomeromycetes; Diversisporales; Gigasporaceae
Source: the annotation of a GenBank genome assembly